UUUCUCUCUUUCUUCUCUCUAUGCCAUCAAAAUUUCACCAUCUUCCCGAUAAGCUUCUUCUCCAAACCCCAAAGCACCUGUUCCCACUGUCGCUCCUAAAUGCCUGUUAAGGGCGGGCACGCCGCCCCACAAGUGCGCGCGCCACCCACCAUGGCUUUCCUUAUAGAUAAACCCUUGUUUCUUCUUCUUUUUCUCACUGUAUCAUCAAUGCAUUUUGUUGUCUGUUCAGGGUUGACAGACUCAGAAAUCCUUAUAAAGUUCAAGGGUUCUCUAUCUAAUGCCUCGGCAUUAGACAAUUGGAGCGACAUGACCAAUCCAUGCAAAGGGGACAUAUCCAAUUGGAACGGUGUUAUUUGUCAUAAAGGUUUUGUUAUAGGUUUACAGCUUGAAGGAAUGGGAUUAACGGGCAAGAUUGAUGUGCAAACUUUAAUAGGUUUGUCAGUUUUGAGAUCCCUUAGCUUCAUGAAUAAUGGUUUUGAUGGUCCAUUUCCUGAGUUAAAGAAACUUAAGUCAUUGAGGUCGAUCUUCCUAUCAAAAAACCAUUUUUCUGGAGCGAUUCCUGACGAUGCUUUUGAAGGUAUGUUUAAGCUGAAGAAAGUAUUGUUGGCAGAAAAUGAGUUUACCGGUGCCAUUCCUUCAUCUCUUGCUGCUCUACCAAAGCUUAUAGUGUUGAGGCUUGAAGGGAACAAAUUUACAGGGAAGUUACCAAAAUUUUCAGCCACUAAUUUUGCAUCAUUCAAUGUUUCAAACAAUGAAUUGGAUGGGCCAAUUCCUGCAACCUUUAGCAAGAUGGAUUUCAAAUCAUUUUCUGGGAACAAAGGUCUAUGCGGACAGCCAGUAAAUGAAUGCAAUACACCUAACACCAGCACUUCCAUCUCUACCACCUCUAAUACCUCAAACUCAAACUCCAACAGUGAAUCUACCUCUAAGAAGCCCUCCAUGGUAUGUAUAAUUGUGGUGGGUAUAGCUAUGGCAGUAGCACUGGCAGCCAUUGUUGUAGCUGCCUUAAUCCUCCUUCAAAGUCUGAAACGAACAUCCGAAGAAUCUAUAGAGGCACCACCACUUCCAUCAGACCUUAAAAAGAAAACAAGAUCAAAAGAAGCAGACCGUAGUGCACAGGGGUCACCAUCAGAACACUCAUCGAAUGGGAGGAAGAAGGCUGAUAUGGCAAAGCUGUCUUUCAUAAGGGAUGAUGGAGAGAGAUUUGAUUUGUCUGACUUAUUAAAAGCCUCAGCUGAGAUUUUAGGCAGUGGUUGUUUUGGUCUAUCUUAUAAGGCUGCUCUUUCAACUGGGCCAGUUAUGGUGGUUAAAAGGUUUAAGCAAAUGAAUAAUGUUGGCAAAGAGGAAUUUCAUGAACAUAUGAGGAGGAUAGGGAGAUUAAGUCACCCUAAUUUACUACCACUUGUUGCGUACUAUUAUAGGAAGGAAGAGAAACUCUUGGUCACUGACUAUAUUGAGAAAGGAAGCUUAGCUGUUCAUCUUCAUGGCCACCAAGCUCUCGGCCAACCAAGCAUGGAUUGGCCAACCAGAUUAAAGAUUGUAAAAGGAGUGGCUAAAGGCCUUUCAUAUUUAAGUAAAGAGCUUCCCAGCAUAACAGCAGCUCAUGGCCACCUUAAAUCCUCUAAUAUUCUUCUCAAUCAAUCUAACGAGCCCCUCCUUACAGACUAUGGACUAAUUCCCGUUAUCAACCAAGAAAAUGCCCAAGAACUCAUGGUGGCAUAUAAGUCACCUGAAUACUUGCAAUUAGGCAGGAUUACCAAGAAGACUGAUGUAUGGAGUCUUGGGAUUUUAAUUCUUGAGCUUAUAAUAGGAAAGUUACCACCAAACUUUCUGCCACAAGGUAAAGAAACUGAAGGGGAGGAUUUGGCAAGUUGGGUAAAUGCUAUUCCCCAAGAACAACGGAAGAAUCAAGUGAUUGACAAGAAGAUUAGUGGAAUAAAAAAUAGUGAAGGUGAAAUACUGAAGCUACUGAAAAUUGGGAUGAGUUGCUGUGAAGGGGAAGUGGAGAAAAGGUUGGAUUUAAAGGAGGCUAUUGAGAGAAUUAAUAAAUUGAAAGAGAAAGAUAGCGAUGAAGAUUUCUUCUCUUCAUAUGCUAGUGAAGAGGAUAUGAAGAAGGGAAUGUGUGAUGAUUUUGCUAUCUCUUAAUUGGAAAAUUCUUGUUUAGAUUUGAUUUAUGGUGAAUUCAAGACACAAUAUAUAGAGUGGAGUUUCUAUUUAAGUAUUUGAGUUCUAACACCAUAAUAAAUCAAAUCUAGAUAAGUUUUUUAUGGGCCUUUGAUCUCUACAUGGCGUAUCUAUCUUGCAAAAUUGAAGGAUUUGAAGGUGGUUAAUACACACUAAUUGGAAUUUUUUUCUUUUUUUUGUUUGAAUUUGCUUUUCAGUGUAAACUGUAGGGCGGAAGUUGGAGGGGGAAUGGGUGAUGAAGAAAGUUUGGUAAAUGCAAGUUUUUGUUUUAUUUAUGCCACUAAUUAACAAUGCUUAGGACCUAGGAUUGUAUGCUUGUUUAUGUCUCUCAUCUCCCUCUCCCUUCAUAAUUUAUUAGACAAUAUUGAGUGUUUUGA
This is a messenger RNA of Hevea brasiliensis (rubber tree), 2561 nucleotides long. RefSeq names its product pollen receptor-like kinase 2. Gene Ontology annotation, molecular function: protein kinase activity; ATP binding; protein binding. The record is from RefSeq and is a predicted model, not a curated record. Bases 100 to 2145 code for a protein of 681 amino acids. The transcript is spliced from 4 exons. NCBI's taxonomy places the organism in Eukaryota, Viridiplantae, Streptophyta, Magnoliopsida, Malpighiales, Euphorbiaceae. Gene Ontology annotation, biological process: protein phosphorylation.